Molecule: messenger RNA, 1116 nt
Organism: Lutzomyia longipalpis
Lineage: Eukaryota; Metazoa; Arthropoda; Insecta; Diptera; Psychodidae
Gene: Prdm13
Product: zinc finger protein 77
Exons: 2
Coding region: 1-1116 (371 amino acids)
Cellular component (GO): nucleus
Source: RefSeq, a predicted model, not a curated record
AUGUUUCCAAUAAUUCCGCAUCAUGUUGUAAAGUCAGUGUCUCCGUGUGAGGAAAAGUGCUACAGAUUUUCCACUUUUCCCGGAAGAUCACGCGUGGGGGGUGGAAAUGCCGUUAAGGCGGGACAUUUUGUACCGAGGAAUUGUACAUCUAAAUCAUUCAGUAUCAUCCAAGCGCCCAAUUUCGACGUGAAGACGACGAGUUUUGAUGUUGUGGCAUCAAAAGGGCACCUCCAGCCCACGGAUAAAUCCCUGACCAGCUCAGGUGGAUGGAUUCGGAUGUUGCAGCCUGCGAAGGAUGUUCACAGCAGCAAUAUUGUUCUUGAACUCACGGAUGGGGGUAGUUGUGUUAAUCUGCGCACAACCAAGAACAUCAGUCAAGGGGAAGAUCUUCAGUUGUGGUUUUCCGAGGAAAUCUUGGCAUUUAUGCAAAUCCCCUUCUUGUCUCCCAUUAGCAUUCAAGGUCAAAAUCGCUACACCUGCCACAUUUGUGAGCGUGUCUUUGAGGAUCCAAACCCACUGAAGAUUCACCUGGCAACAUUUUGCGAAAAGCAUCCAGUGGAUAUUCUGUGGAAUCGCCUCAACUUCAUCCUCACCUCCAGCUUUCGAUCUUCCCCACCUUCACCUCCUGCCAAAACACCCCUUCCCACGGCCACAGAUACAUCAACCACAGGGAGAUUCUCAGCUUUUCGUCCAGUCCCAUCCUCCCCACGCUUGGAGCCACCUUCCCCACCUCCCUCGGCAGCAGCAGCAGCAGCCCACCUUGAGACAAUUGUCAGCAACAUGGGAUCCUCAAAAGCGGGUCACAUUUGCGUCUACUGCGGGAAGCUCUAUUCCCGGAAGUACGGCCUUAAGAUUCACAUCAGGACGCACACGGGCUUCAAGCCACUCAAAUGCAAAUUCUGCCUACGCCCCUUUGGGGAUCCGAGUAAUCUCAAUAAGCACGUCAGGCUCCAUUCUCAGGCAAAUUCCGUCUACAAAUGCCACAUCUGUGAUAAAGUUCUCGUCCGACGGAGGGAUCUACAGCGUCACAUCCAAUCCCGACAUUGUGCUGAAUCUCAGGAAAUCUCCGUUACAAUGAGUAGCUCAUCCAGUAGUGAAGAUCUCACCAAUAUCUGA